Haliotis rubra (blacklip abalone) is the source of this 4994-nucleotide messenger RNA. Its product is annotated as receptor-type tyrosine-protein phosphatase epsilon-like. The record is from RefSeq and is a predicted model, not a curated record. The transcript has 30 exons. Gene Ontology annotation, molecular function: protein tyrosine phosphatase activity. The coding region runs from base 11 to 3718 and encodes 1235 amino acids. NCBI's taxonomy places the organism in Eukaryota, Metazoa, Mollusca, Gastropoda, Lepetellida, Haliotidae. Gene Ontology annotation, biological process: protein dephosphorylation.
GGGACUGAUCAUGAUGAAUGGAUGGUACUCUCUGUUCAUUUUCCCCAUUGUAGUCAUCGUUUGCCUUGAUCAACAUUUGCCUCCGCAUACAGUAAAUGUGGCACUUAACAUGACUGCAACACAACAUGGGGAAUUCAAUGAUACUCACUGGUGCAACAAGGACCUAGGUCAGGUAUGUGGUAACAAACCCGCAAACCUGGCUGUAGACGGGAACACAGAAAGAAAUUUCUGGAGCGGUUCCUGUGCUCACCCCGAUGAAGUAUCCACACCCUGGUGGCAGGUGGACCUGGGUCAGAUGUACAACAUCUCCUGGAUCAGGAUCUACACCAGGGCACAGAGUGAAGUCUAUAUGGACUCAACGAUAGUAACAGUGGGGAACACGAACUGUUAUAAACAUAUUCCAGGGACAGAUGUGGCACCGGUGAUGAACAUCAGAUGUGACAAUGUGACGAAAGGCCAAACAGUUAACAUCAGUCUUGCAUCUGGUGAAAAGAUGAGUCUGUGUGAAGUGCAAGUACUGAUGUGUGAGGACCAUUGGUUCGGCGUCAACUGCACCAACCAGUGCCAUUGUGUGAACAACGCCACCUGUGACAAGACCACCGGAUACUGCAACAGCGGAUGUGUGGCUGGAUUUACAGGAAAUGACUGUCUGACAGAGUGUGAUGACUAUACGUUUGGGAGCAACUGUGCUGAGAAGUGUCACUGUAAGGGCAACACUACAUGUAACAAGACAACAGGCUUCUGUCAGGGCGGAUGUGCGCCAGGAUGGACGAAGGCCGACUGUCAGACAGAGUGCAGUAACAACACGUUUGGACUCAACUGUAGACAGAAGUGUCACUGUCUGAACAACACGACAUGUAACAAGACAUCAGGCUACUGUCAGAGUGGGUGUGCAGCAGGAUGGAAGAGAGGCAACUGUCAGACAGAGUGCCCUGACUUCACGUUCGGUUAUAAGUGUUCCCACCAGUGUCACUGCCAGAACAACGCUACAUGUAACAAGACAACAGGCUACUGUCAGCGAGGAUGUGCGGCAGGAUGGAAGGGCGAUGCCUGCCAAACAGAGUGCACCAACAACACCUUUGGUGUCAAUUGUUCACAACGGUGUCACUGUAAGGACAACGUCAUGUGUGACAAAACAUCUGGCAUCUGUCAGGGUGGAUGUGCUCCUGGAUGGAUGGAGCACAACUGUCAGACAGAGUGUAACAACUACACGUUUGGUGUCAACUGUUCCGAACAGUGUCACUGCCAGGACAACGAUACAUGUAACAAGACAACAGGCUACUGUCAGAGUGGGUGUGAGGCAGGAUGGAAGGGCGAUGACUGCCAGACAGAGUGUGGUGACUACACGUUUGGGAUCAACUGUGCUGAGAAGUGUCACUGUAAGGACAACACCAUAUGUAACAAGACAACAGGCUACUGUCAGGGCGGAUGUGCGGCGGGGUGGAAGGGAGGCGACUGUCAGACAGAAUGCAGUAGCAACACGUAUGGACUCAACUGUACACAGACGUGUCACUGUGAGGACAACACCAAGUGUAACAAGACAACAGGUUUCUGCCAGGGCGAUUGUGCAUCAGGAUGGAAGGGCGAUGACUGCCAGACAGCGUGCAGUAACUCCACAUAUGGCACCAAAUGUAAGAAGACAUGCCACUGUAAGACCAGUGGAGUUUGUGAAAAGACGACAGGACAUUGUGAGGGCGGAUGUGCAGAUGGGUGGACAGGAGAGAGCUGUCACGAACCUGAGUCAGCUCUUAACAUAGCAGUGAUAGGUGGGGGUGUCGGAGGAGCAAUAGUCAUUCUGGUAGUGAUUGCAGGAGUUAUUAUUUACAGAAAACGAAAUCGAAGCUCUGAGGAUAAUAUUUCCGACAAGAGGGAAGAUGAUGCAGUUCCUAUGUCUGAGACGAGAGCAAAAUCACAAGCAGAUCCACACGAGGAUGACCAUGGGCCAGUAUAUUCCAACGUCCGGUCUCGGUCGGUUCGUGUCACAGAACUUCAACAGUACAUUCGUGAACGAUAUGGGAUGAAGAACGGAUUUAUGAACGAAUACAACAUGUUCCCAUCCGGAAAUCAACAUCCCUGCGAUAUAAGCAAAGGUUCAGGAAACAAGGGAAAGAACAGAUUCAUCGGAAUAUACCCUUAUGACCAUUCCAGAGUGUUACUGAAGAAACUCCCAGGGAAGGACCACUCCGACUACAUCAAUGCCAACUAUUUGCAUGGUUACAGCAGGAAGAACGCAUAUAUUGCAACUCAAGGUCCUAACUCUGUCACACUUCCUGACUUCUGGCGGAUGAUGUACGAACACAACAUCAAGCAAAUUGUCAUGCUGACCAACGUGUACGAAACAGCAAAGAAAAAAUGUGAAGAAUACUGGCCUGAAGCUGGAGAACGUAAACAGUUUGGGAACAUCCUUGUCGUGAACAACGGGGAAACAGCACGUGCCGACUGGGUCAUCAGAAACAUGCAACUCAAAGAUAAGAAGACAGGAGAGAUAAAGACAGUAACCCAAUACCACUUCGUCACAUGGCCUGAUCAUGGCGUUCCGUCAGCUCCCGCCAUUACAGCCUUCUGGAAGAAAGUAUGUGAUGAUGGACGUAGCAAUGACUUGCCAAUGGUCGUCCAUUGCAGCGCUGGUAUCGGACGCACAGGGACGUUCAUUGGACUGGACUUCCUGUUCGACCAAGCUAGGACUGAGGGUCGGGUCGACUUCUUCCAGUGUAUACAACAGAUGAGGGACAAUAGAAUCAACAUGAUCCAGACAGCAGAGCAGUACCGAUUCCUACAUGAAGCUGUGUUUGAAGCCACACAGAGCGAUUCCUCAUUCUACACAGUGGAUACAUUUGAAAGGACUUUCCAGACCUUUGAAUCUGCUGACAAGGAAAAUGAGCUUAUCAUUAAGGAAAUGAACUCACUGAUUGAGCUGCAACGGACACCUGGUGAAAAGGAGAUCACGGCAGCCACGUUACCGGCAAAUGGAUCGAAGAACAGAUCACAAGCAAUCAUCCCCGCUGACAGACACAGGGUGAUGUUAUCGUCAGAGGCUCCGGGCACCAAUGACUACAUCAAUGCUCUGUCUCUACCGUUCUUCGCCAACAAGGGCGAGUUUCUGGUGACCCAGAUGCCACUGAAGAAGACAGUGGUAGACUUUUGGAGGAUGGUAGUCGAGAGAGGCUGUAACCUUAUCGUGGCGCUUGAUACACCAGACAGUGUGUCAUCAGAGCAGGAUGUUGGUGUCUACUUACCGAAGGGUAAUGAGCCAGUCACCUGCUCUCCAUUUAUCGUUCUUCACGAUGGAGUUAAUACCCCGUGUGAAGGUGUAACAGAGACUUUCCUCACAGUUAAGAGAGAAAGCAUUUAUGCAAACGAGGAUAUCACGUCUGUGAGUCUGCUGAUGUUCAAUGACUGGCCAAGAAGCCAGGAAAUCCCGACUAAUAAACUGAGUGUCAUCAGGUUCAUCAACACUAUUGACCAGAGGAUGAUGAAAUCACCAAAGAAGCCUGUGGUAGUUCAUUGCUUUGAUGGGGCAACUCGGAGCGGUUUGAUCUGCAGUCUCAUUAACAUCAUGAGUCGUCUCAAGUUGGACAAAGAAAUCGACAUCCAUCUGUCUGUGAGGGAACUGAAGCAACAUAGGCACCAGUUUAUACCUAGUUCAGCCCAACUGAGAUUCUGCUUUGAAAUAGUCCAAGCUUACCUGAACACUAAUCGUAUAUCAAGGCACCAGUGAAACAAAUCAAAUUUUACUACCUACGAUGUACCUGCCGUGGACAAUCAAACUCUCCUCCAGACAAGGGGCAGAUUCCAGGUAUCGUCGACGUACCUACGACACUGACAGUCAAAUCAUCCUGCUCUAGACAAGGGGCAGAUAACUUUUGAGACGAAGGUCAACAGUUAAAACAAAAGGAUACUGAUCACCAUUAACGUAUAUUACUGACAAAACAAAGAAAGCAUGUUCUAGUCUAUGUAACAACCAGACAACAAUGCGUAAUCAGACAAUCGACCAACAUCCAACAGACGAAACUGAUCUGUUAACUGGCACUCAUUUCUGUGGUAUGACUGUUACGUCCUGUCAUACACCAUUAUGGCUCUCGGUAUGAACGUUGCUGAAAUCGGUAACUGCAACGAAAUGAUAAUAUUAUUAUUCUUUAUUCUUAGAUUACAUGUUUAAUUUGGAAAUAUAUAACUUCAACGUCAUGUAUCGCGUUUUGUAUAAGGUGCCCUCAACACAGCAACACAAACUAUUACAGUAUACGAUAUAUUCAAUCACCUGCAGCUUACACUGUCUGGUACUCGAAAACAGCCCAAAUGGCACUGUUAUAGUUAUUCUCCUUACAAUUGUGACAGCAAGUACAGAUAGUAUAUUAUGUACAUAUCAGGUCUAUUUUACCAUGCUGGAGGGACAAUGUGGUGGCCAAGUAAAGGCAUUCGCUCAACACGGAUCCGAUUACCAAUAUGGGUUCCAAAGACAGAAAAGAACUGUGGUGUCCCCGCUCGUGAAUAUUGAAUUCUGAAAUUCUGAUGAAAACGGUGUAAAAUGAAAGCUUCUCACUAUACACUUGAGCACUUUAAGCUAUAUCAAGUCUACAUCAUGUAUCUAUCUGGUGUAAUCAACGUUAUUCGUCAUGUGUAAAGACGUUAUAUAGAAAUCAGUAUUUCAGAAACCAGUCUCAAUAUUUAGUCAAUGCUGGUAAUUCAUCCUGGAAGUCAAUCAAAUCUACCAUAUUUUUUGCUAAUAUAUUCCGUAUUUAAAUAGUUUCUGAUGUUGCAAUGCUACAUAACUCUUUCUGUUCGAAAUCGAAAUGUGUGCUUCAUUGGCUUAGUAUGCGCUUCUGAGUUUGUGCAGGAGAGUGGCCUCCCUUGACAAAUGGGAAGAGGCCUCGUUUACACUGACAAGAACACAGUACUGAACCACAAAGGUAUUAAUGGUAACGUGCAUGUUGCCACAGAAAAAAGAAACAAACCCACUUUGUAUUUUCCUGCAAAUAAACUCCUGGAUAACUCUC